Colossoma macropomum (tambaqui) is the source of this 817-nucleotide messenger RNA. It is a transcript of the gene pvalb8, whose product is annotated as parvalbumin 8. The record is from RefSeq and is a predicted model, not a curated record. Bases 259 to 588 code for a protein of 109 amino acids. Lineage: Eukaryota; Metazoa; Chordata; Actinopteri; Characiformes; Serrasalmidae. Gene Ontology annotation, molecular function: calcium ion binding. Gene Ontology annotation, cellular component: nucleus; cytoplasm. The transcript is spliced from 5 exons.
CUCGUUUAAAAGAGAGUAUCGGGACUAGGCUGUCCACACUCAGCUCCUGGCUGGAUAUAAAUAGUAAAGGUUAAUUAGUUAGGCAGGAAAUUUGAUCCGGGCCUGGCAGUUCGAAUUUGAUCCACAGACAGGUAACUUAAGAAUUGCCCAUUGUCACCGCAAUCAGACGUAUAUAAAUCCCCCGUUUGACGGACAGCGCUCACCACACAGCCUUCCCUCUCCGCCGGAUCACCUGCUCGCACCUACUGCACAGGGACUAUGUCGCUCUCAUCUGUCCUUUCCGCUGAUGCCAUCGAGAGUGCUAUCAAGGACUGCCAAGCACCAGAUUCCUUUAAUCACAAGAAGUUCUUCCAGCUGUGUGGUCUGACCAAGAAAAGUCCCCAAGAGGUGAAGACCGUUUUCGGCAUUCUCGACAACGAUGGCAGUGGCUACAUUGAGGAGGAAGAGCUCAAAUUCUUCCUGCAGAGGUUUUCACCUGGAGCCCGUGUUCUGACCGACAAAGAGACCAAGGCCUUCCUAUCAGCUGCCGAUGAUGACAACGAUGGCAAAAUCGGAGCAGAGGAAUUCCAGGCCAUGGUUCUCUCCUGAAUCAUCAGACUGCUGCUGCCUCCUCCCCUCUCACUCAGAUGUUUCAGCACAGCUCAAGACCUCAUUGUUCUUUUCUGGAAGCCCCUUGUCACAAAUCAGUGAGCACCAUUUAUAUUUGAUUUUUGAGGACCUGUAAAGAGAGGGCUGCAAAAGCAUCUCCUAAAUGUACCACUUACAUAAAAUACAUGAUUUUAAGUAAAUAAUAAAAUAAAUGGUUAAAUAUUCUAAA